This is a messenger RNA of Fusarium subglutinans, 2148 nucleotides long. Its product is annotated as elmo ced-12 family. The record is from RefSeq and is a predicted model, not a curated record. The transcript has a single exon. The coding region runs from base 1 to 2148 and encodes 715 amino acids. Gene Ontology annotation, cellular component: plasma membrane. Lineage: Eukaryota; Fungi; Ascomycota; Sordariomycetes; Hypocreales; Nectriaceae. Gene Ontology annotation, biological process: actin filament organization; cell motility.
AUGGAUCAAGCAGACAUCCCCGCGCUGCUGGCGCGAAUGGCGAGCGAUGAAGAUGCUUCGCGCAAGAUGGCAGUAUUCAAACUGCAAAACUCGAUUAAUGAUCCAGCAUUUGCCGAUGUUUUCAUAUCCUCAGGCGGUCUAGUCGUCCUCCGUCGACUCAUCAUGACAUCUGCUGGCAACACGCUCGCGUACUCUCUUCAAAGUCUUACCCGAUUACUGGAAGUUGAUAUGGGAUGGGAUAUCUUUGAGGGUCCAACCGCAAGCGAUCUUGUCGAGCGUGUCGUCGAAUUGAUCGUUACAAACCCUCUUGUCAACAUCCUCAGGGGAGCCAUGUCUAUCUUGGUCGCACUUGUUGGCCAUUCCCAGUCUACCAACCAAAGUGAUGCCGCGAACCGAACACCAGGAACCUUUGGCUUCCGCGCCCUGAAACCCGCCGUGGCUGUGCACCCAAACUUCUUCGAGCUGGUUAUACAGCAGCUGCAGAGCGCAGACCAUGCCCUGUGUGCCAAUGCGCUGAUGUUGAUCAACGCCCUGAUCCGAGACGCCGUGUCGGGCGAGAGUACAACAAAUGGUGGAAAGGCUAACGCAGGUUCGGGAGAGGAUUGGGCCAAGUUCAUCAAGCGCCUACAAGACUUGGGGCUUAUCAAGGCAGUUCACCGGCUUAUGCAGAGUUCUGCACUUCAGGACCUGGCACAUCCCAUGCUGGAGUUUCAAACGCUGACCAAAAUUCUAUUGAGGAAGUGGCGCGAGGUUGAUGUUGAUCUCGAGCGACCGGAGCACCGAAGGGCUCUCAAGGGACUUCACCUAGCGAGUGCACCGGAGCGAGCUCACGUAAACGGCCAUUCUCUGGGAAAAGAGUCGCACGAGGCUCCAGGGAAGAAGGGCAGCAAGCGUCACAAUCCCGAAAAAUGGAGGAGACUGGGCUUCGAGACAGAGAGUCCUGCACAGGAGUUCGAUAUGACUGGCUUCUUGGGUAUGAUGGACCUGACCGACUACGUCCGUAGGAAUGAGGAUGGAUUUCAGAAGCUGCUGCUCGAACAGGCAGGCAAACCUACGCCUGAGCGCUGCCCCGUGGCCAGGGCCAGUUUCGCUGUGACGAUGAUACUGUACGACCACUUCGACGUGGACAAGACGGAUCUGGAUGAUGUCAGGGGCUACCAGUUACUGGAGGCCAAAGAUCACGACAGAUUAUUCCGACCCCUACUGCUUCAGUGGUCUCGGCUACACACUGCCGGCUUGUGCGCCUUUUUCCGUGUCUGGAAACUCACUGGCGCGGAACAGGGUGACUUUGAAAAGGUGGUCGAGCUGGUUAGAAUUCUGAUCGAUUGUGUUGUCGGAGGAGCUACAAGGACCAAAGAUGUGGCCGAAGUGGAAGAAGAGAUGCAGGAGUACGACGUACCGCGACUACGGGAGCAGCAAAUGGGCCUGUUGGAAAUGUCGUUCGAAAGCACAUGGGGUCAGCACCUACAACAAGUGAGAGAAGAGUUGAAACAAGAGGCUCUGCAAUUCGUCAAGGAGCAGCGAAUUCGAUGCCUUCUGCAGGGAUCUUGGUUCUCAAAGCCAAUACCGAAGCGAGACAAUGGCGCAGUGAAGCACAGACUAUUCACCCCUACCCCUUGGCGAUAUGCAAAACUCUCUCAUAACCGACGGUAUCUACACUACGCCGACUUCGAGGAAAGGACAGUAACGGCGCCCAGCCUGGAUUCAUUGGGUGAAAAGGUCGAUCUCAGUACUAUCAGCUCUGUUGUAUCCAAUGUUUCGGCACCAAACGAAGACAUCCGGAGCACCAUGAGUGAUUUGAUGGGCAAGGAUGCAACUCCCAAGACAACAACCAAGAUCACCGUCUACAGUUUCGUAAACGCAACGGAGGCGGCAAGGGGAACGGAUAGCAAGGAGCAGCCCAUCUUUACUUUGUGGCCACUAAGCCACAGCCUGGCCUCGGAGUGGCUGGACGGGCUCUUGAUGCUAUUGAACCAAGCACCCAUAACCGCGGAGACCAACAAGCUUGUGAAUCUGGUGAGCGAGUACGGGCUCAAGAUCCGACUAUUGAACGUCCGAAUGGACACAGCUUUUGACGGCCCGGAGCCCGGAGCUGGAGUGAUACCGAGCCGGGAUGGUCUUGAUGAGGAUUAUUUUUUUGAGGUGUGA